AUGCCUUUGUCCGACGACCCUAAAGUCAAUGUGACGGCCGACCAGCUGGUGAAAGGUCUGCGUGGUGCUUUCCAUACUCCACGGGAGUUUCGUGCUGCCCACGCCCGCGGCAAGCUCGUCGGGGGCACUUUCACUCCGUCUGCUGAAGCUGGAAACCUGUCAAAAGCACCGCAUUUCAACCAUCCCGUCCCCCUCAUCGUCCGCUUCUCCAGCUCCACCGGCCUCCCGCAAAUCCCGGACACGGAUCCCAAUGGUAUGCCCCGUGGUAUGGCCGUCCGCUUCGUGCUGAGCGAGGACGGGCAUAGGCAUACGGAUAUCGUGUUCCAUUCCACCAAGGCCUUCCCUGCUCGGACGGGCGAGGAGUUUCUGGAGGUGCUGGCUGCGAUUGGGGACGGGAGUAUUGGGGAGUAUCUGGAUGCUCAUCCAGCGGCUGCUCGGUUUGUGAAUGAGCCCAAGCCUUUCCCGAUUAGUUUUGGGACGUUGGCGUAUUUUGGUCUUCAUGCGUUUAGGCUUGUUCCGGAGACUGGCAGGGAGACGAUUGUACGAUAUCUGAUCGAACCGGUAGCUGGUGUUCAUACUCUAUCAGCGGAGGAGGUUGCCCAAAAGUCAAGUACCUACCUCUUCGACGAGCUGGAAGAGCACUUGUCGACCUCACCAGUAGAGUUCAAGCUUUUAGCUCAAAUCGCAGAAGCAGGCGAUCCUACGAACGAUGUUACGAAACACUGGCCUGAAAGCAGGAAGAAAGUGGAGCUGGGCAUAAUCAAGCUUGAGGAGAGUGUGGUGGAGCCACAGGAUGCUAGGGAGCAGAAGAGGAUCAUCUUCGAUCCGAUUCCCAGAGUUGAUGGAGUGGAUGCGAGCGAUGAUCCGUUGCUUGAGAUACGCGCGGCGGUGUAUUUGAUUGGUGGUAAAGAGAGGAGGGCUGCUCCUGUUGUUAGUGCGGCGGCUGUAGCUUGA
Molecule: messenger RNA, 954 nt
Organism: Recurvomyces mirabilis
Lineage: Eukaryota; Fungi; Ascomycota; Dothideomycetes; Mycosphaerellales; Teratosphaeriaceae
Exons: 2
Coding region: 1-954 (317 amino acids)
Biological process (GO): response to hydrogen peroxide; hydrogen peroxide catabolic process
Cellular component (GO): peroxisome; mitochondrion; cytoplasm
Molecular function (GO): heme binding; catalase activity
Source: RefSeq, a predicted model, not a curated record